UUUCUCUGCCAUCCACUUGAAAUUGAUUCGGUGCGGGUUUGACUCACUGGCCUUUAUCUUUGGGGAGUUUUUUUUUUUCCACAGCAAUUUGUAAAGGAAAUGCGCCCUCCGAAAAUCUACCUCUAAGUGUCGGAAUGAAUAAUGCCCUCGUCGCCAACGCAUCGUUUUAACCCUUUAUAUCCUAUCCGCGCUUAAACUUAUCGUUUGGAAAAGAAUUGUUCUGGGAAGCGCAUAACAUCUGCCUUCGCGAGUCUGAUGUUGUCACCGAAUCAAGACGAACAUGCCCACUCUAAAGAUCCGGUGAAAUACGGAGAAUUGGUGAUUCUUGGGUAUAAUGGCUCACUGCCGGGGGGUGACCGAGGCCGCAAGAAGAGCCGCUUCGCUCUCUACAGGAGGGCCAAAGCCAACGGAGUCAGGCCCAGCACUGUGCACAUCCUCACCAACCCACAGGACAGCAAGGCGAUCAACACUCAUGGCCGCCAAAGCAGCCCCUUAACACUGUCCCCAAACCAGGCGGUCAACAGCAAGGGCCACCACAGCAUUUCCUUCACGCUGUCUCGGAACCAGACGGUGGUGGUGGAGUACUGCCAUGACCCGGACACCGACAUGUUCCAGAUCGGUCGCUCCACUGAAAGCCCCAUUGACUUUGUGGUGACGGACACCACGGGGGGCUCCAAGGAGACGGAGGACUCGUCCGUGUCCCCCAGCACCAUCUCCCGCUUCGCCUGUCGGGUGGUGUGCCAACGCCACCCCCCCUACACCGCCCGCAUCUACGCCGCCGGCUUCGACUCCUCCAAGAACAUCUUCCUCGGGGAGAAAGCCACCAAGUGGAAGAACCCCGACGGUCACAUGGACGGGCUGACGACCAAUGGCGUGCUGGUGAUGCACCCCGAGGGUUUCCCUGACGACUCCAAGCAGGGGGCGUGGCGCGAGAUCUCAGUGUGCGGAGACGUGUACUCACUGAGGGAGACCCGCUCUGGACCCGUGCGAGGACAGCUGGCUUCGGGGGAGAGCAGCGCCCUGCAGGACGGAUCCCUGGUGGACCUGUGCGGCGCCACCCUGCUGUGGCGCACGGCCGAGGGGCUGCUGCGGGCACCCACCCUGCGCCACCUGGACGCGCUGCGGCUGGAGCUGAACGCCGGCCGCCCGCAGUGCCCCGUGGGCCUCAACACGCUGGCCUUUCCCAGCCUGCCCCGCAGCCACAGCCUGGAGGAGCGCCAGCCCUGGGUCUACCUGGCCUGCAACCACGUGCAUGGCCACCACGACUGGGGCCAGCGGCCCGAGCGCCACCGCGAGGAAGGGGGCGGCGAGGAGGGCGGUGGCGUGGGGGGGAACCGCGAGUGCCCGCUGUGCCGGUCGGUGGGGCCGUACGUGCCGCUGUGGCUGGGGAGCGAGCCGGCGCUGUACGUGGACGCCGGCGCCCCCACGCACACCUUCACCCCCUGCGGGCACGUCUGCUCGGAGCGCACGGCGCGCUACUGGGCCGAGACGCCGCUGCCCCACGGCACCCACGCCUUCCGACCCACCUGCCCCUUCUGCUCCACGCCACUCUCGCCCACCCCCGGAUUCUCCCGCCUGAUCUUCCAGGGCCCCGUCGACUGACCCCCCCACUCCACCCACUCCACCCUGACCCCCCCCCCCUCAACCUGACAGCAGCCGCCUGCGGAGAAGGACUGGCUGAGCUGCCGCCCCCCCCACAGUGAUGUCCCUGAGCCGGCCAGAGGUGUACACACACACACACACACACACACACACACACACUCACUGUCAGGCUCUAUGUGUGGGGUCAGCUUGAGCUGUUAGUUUGGUUUGUUUCGUCGAUGUUUUGUUGAAAGCUGUUUUACCGGACUUGUGCACACCAAGGGACCGUAGCCGAGUCCUCCAGAAAACAGAGCUCCAGUGAGGUCUGUAUUUGGCAUUAAAGCUAUCCGAUCUUAAACCACAGAGCUCCAGUGGGGUCUGUAUUUGGCAUUAAAGCUAUCCGAUAUUAAACCACAGAGCUCCAGUGGGGUCUGUAUUUGGCAUUAAAGCUAUCUGAUAUUAAACCACAGAGCUCCAGUGAGGUCUGUAUUUGGCAUUAAAGCUAUCCGAUAUUAAACCACAGAGCUCCAGUGGGGUCUGUAUUUGGCAUUAAAGCUAUCCGAUAUUAAACCACAGAGCUCCAGUGAGGUCUGUAUUUGGCAUUACAGUUUUCCGAUCUAAAACCAGAAAGUAAACGCAAUUUAUGACCGCUGGUGGAUCCAAAUGAUCCCAAGAUGAAUAACUCACUGUUAAAGUAGUAUUAACUAACAUGCAAUGCUCUUGAAAAUACUAACACUAGACCCCUGCGUGACCAUUGGCGAUGCCUGGAUGCUCUACAAGCCAAGUUCUCACGGGUUCAGACCAACGAAACAGACCAAAUCUGAAACAAGCCUUAAGCAUGACCUCCUGGUUCAGUAACUGCUCGUAGAUGUCAGGCUCUUGGCUGGAUGCAUCCACCAGGGCUUUGCCUCCCAAAAGCUGGUCUGUGUUUCCACCAUGUUUGACUGACUGAGAGACAUCUUGGUUCUUCAUGCUGGUGGUGGGACCGCCAUGCUUUAGGGAAACACAGAAUCUUUCAAGGUUAAGGGUCAGCUGCUCAUAGUUACUUGUUCAAAACGCCUUUUACCCCUGAGCCUGCUGUGUGUGUGUGUGUGUGUGUGUGUGUGUGUGUGUGUGUGUGUGUGUGUGUGUGUGUGUGUGUGUGUGUGUGUGUGUGUGUGUGUGUGUGUGUGUGUGUGUACACCUCUGCAGUCCGGUUGCCUAUAACAGCCACCGGCGCUGGAGGUUCCGCCAGAGGGCCGAGCCCGUUUGGUUCCUCAACGGCCCGUUUGGGCCUGUCAUCACUGACUUACCCCCAGUCACCCUGACCAGAACACACUCCCUUUGGCCCGUUUGGGCCCGUCAUCACUGACUUACCCCCCAGUCACCCCCUGACCGGAACACACUUCCACUCCAAGACAGUACUUUACUCAAGCAAUACACAGUCCGUCUAAGCUAGCUUCCUUCAACCAAGAGAUGCAACGCUGCAGUCCACUUUACUGUAAACGCCACAAUAUUGCCUCCGCCACUGGGAGCCCCAGCAGCCCCAGGGUCAAGGGGUCAGGGGUCAGGGUGUAGAUGUAGCCCUCGCCAGGUCGUAGCUGCGCCUGGGACGCAUCCGGGCCGCUUUCGGGCCCGACCCAGCCCGGGUCCGUUCCCCGGGUCAGCUGCCGUCCGGCUCCUCCUAUUUAGAGGUCUUGAUCUUUAUUUUUCACUUGUUUGUGUUUAGCAUUUGAAUGGAAUGUGUGGUUGUAGCAACAGUGUGUAGAACAGUGCGGAGAUGCUCAUAUUUUUCUAUACGUGACCGCAGGUCUCCCGCUGACGACCUGGUCGGCUCCUUUUUUAUACUCCAGUGUUUGACAUAUAGCAGUACAGUAUAUAUAUGAAUAUAUAUAUUGUGCGUAUGUGUGGAUGUAUGAUAUAUGAUAUGAUGUGACUACUAAAGACCUCUCAGCUCAAA
Messenger RNA from Clupea harengus (Atlantic herring), 3520 nucleotides. Its product is annotated as E3 ubiquitin-protein ligase pellino homolog 2. The coding region runs from base 256 to 1602 and encodes 448 amino acids. The transcript is spliced from 7 exons. The record is from RefSeq and is a predicted model, not a curated record. Gene Ontology annotation, biological process: protein polyubiquitination; regulation of Toll signaling pathway. Gene Ontology annotation, molecular function: protein binding; ubiquitin protein ligase activity. NCBI's taxonomy places the organism in Eukaryota, Metazoa, Chordata, Actinopteri, Clupeiformes, Clupeidae.